AUGUGUUUAUGUGUGCAGAAGCAAGGUCCAGAUGGAGUUCAGGUCCAAUUGAAGCACCAGCUGCUGCAGGUCAUUGUGAGAGUCCUCCAGUACCGCAUGUUGCUCACAGGUAUCCGACACACACCUCAUAAUGUACUAUUACAGUAUUGUAAUACUAACUUUAAUGUGUGUACCCUAUCUUGGCUCUUGACCUUGAAUAGUGUUAUUUGGCAUUCUACACAUUAUGAAUCUGUUUAUGUUUUUGACUAAUUUGUCUGUUUGUGCCAUUAUUUUUUUUCUAGAUUACUUAAACAACCUCUCCCCUGAUUCUACAGAAUAUGAGGAUACACAAGGUAUAGUCUUUCUCUGCUUUAUAAGAAUUGCUGUAGUUUCUUCUAUACACGCCAACAGUUGUUUCUUCAGCAGUCACACACACACACACACACACACACACACACACACACACACACACACACAUACACACACGCACACACACACUGACUUAGAUACAAUAUCAUAGGUUAGUUGUUUAGGCCCAAACAUGGCAGUGUUUAAACCCUGCAUAUUCAUGGAUAUUAACCCUUUAUAUCUCUCCCUCUGUGUUCCAGCUGCCUUAGUCAUCGUUUCAGAGGUGGCAGACCAGGCUAAUGAAAAUCUCAAGCAAGGGGUAAAUCGGUGUGUCUGUAUGGGUGUUUCUGUGUUUAUUUCAGACUACUGUGUACAUGUGCUCAUACACGUGUUUGCUAGAGGUAUGCAUGUGCAGUAUGUACAAACUUGGAGUGUGAACUUGCAAGUGUGGAGACAGCUCACAUUUUCCCUGUGUAAAUCCUUCUUGGUUCCGGAUGACAACACUAUUGGGAGUGAAACCACAUCAGUGAUCUUGGAGAGGCCUGUCUCUCUGCUCUCACUGGGCUCUGUUGCCUAUUGAUUAAUGUUAGGGCGAGGAAACAUGAUGUCAUCGAAAGAAAGGACAUUACUUACAUUGUAGAGCACACACACACCCUCACACAGAUCAUCCUAAAAUACAGCAUCUAUCCCCUGUCUCUCACAGCCACACAGAUCAUCCUAAGAUACAGCAUCUAUCCCCUGUCUCUCACAGCCACACAGAUCAUCCUAAGAUACAUCAUCUAUCCCUGUCUCUCACAGCCACACAGAUCAUCCUAAGAUACAGCAUCUAUCCCCUGUCUCUCACAGCCACACAGAUCAUCCUAAGAUAUAGCAUCUAUCCCCUGUCUCUCACAGCCACACAGAUCAUCCUAAAAUAGAGCAUAUAUCCCCUGUCUCUCACAGCCACACAGAUCAUCCUAAGAUAGAGCAUAUAUCCCCUGUCUCUCACAGCCACACAGAUCAUCCUAAAAUAACUAUAAUUUAUACAGUCAUUUGGGGUAUUAUCAACAGUAAAAUACUCUGAGAUGUUUUACUGCAGCAAACUGUAAAUUAUGGUGCAUUGUGGGAAAAUGUUGUGGGCUCCUUUCGAAAUUGCUGUAUUUCGAAAGGAAAACCUUUUGACCGCUAGUGGAUGCAUGGUAUUGUUGUUUCUGGCUCAUUAAUAUAUUUGAGGAUUACCUUGUUAGAGGCUAUAUUUGUUGCACCUGUGAGUGAGAAUGCUCUACCAAUUUAACUCCUAUGUGGUUAUAAUGCCCAAUCAAUAAAACAUUUAUAGGGGACAGAUUGGAGUGGCAGAAAGUCUUAAACCUUAAAUGGUUGAGCAUUUUGCCAUGUCUGUUUUGGUCUGUAGUCGCUGACAGUUUGGAAGCCUUUGUUAAGGCCUCUAGAAGUGCCAUCAAAUAUUAAUUAAUAUGCUGUAAUGUGUAAACACUUUACCUAGCAGCCAACCUCCUUGCACCAAUCCCUUGUAAUUACAGCAAAAUACUGUGAAAUACAAAUGCCUCCCCUCAAUUAAUUUUAUUAAUUCAUCCAUUCAUUCCGAUUACGGUAGCAUUGACCUUUUUACAGUAUUAUAAAGUCCAUUUUAGGGUAUUGUACUGUGUGUCUUUACACUGUACUUUCUUUGAUACUGUAUUUAUAUUACAGUAGUUGUACUGUAAUAUGAAAUACAGAAUUUUACUUGCCACCGAACUGCCUGUAAGCUACUGUCAUACUGUCAAUUUCAGGGUAACCCCUUCACACACACACACACACACACAAACACACACACACUAUCUCUUCCACUCCUAUUCAGUUUCCAGCAGCACAUCCCAUUCCUCCGCCAUCCCUCUCAUUCACAAGAACAGUUUCUCUCUUUACCCAUCUCUCAUAAGAAAAUCCCUCCCUAUCUCACUCUCCUCUCUUGUCCCUCUCUCUCCCUGUCUCUCUGGCACACAGGAGAACUUGCUGCGGCUGGUCCACAUUGAGUACAGUGUCAGAGGCAAGAGAGAUCUACUCAAGCCAGGAAGGGUGAGACCAGUCUGCCUCUCUCUCUCUCUCUCUCCCUCUCUCUCUCUCUCUCUCUCUCUCUCUCUCUCUCUCCUCUCUCUCUCUCUCUCUCUCUCUCUCUCUCUCUCUCUCUCUCUCUCCUCUCCUCUCUCUCUCUCUUCUCUCUCUCUCUCUCUCUCUCUCUCUCUUCUCUCUCUCUCUCUCUCUCUCUCUCUCUCUCCUCUCUCUCUCUCUCUCUCUCCUCUCUCUCUCUCGCUCGCUCUCUCUCUCUCUCUCAACAGUGUUACUCUGUUCAACAAACAUAACAUCAACAGUGAAUAAUACCAAUCUCAGACCGUGGCCUUCUAGAAAUCCCACACGGGAUCUAAAAGCCCACUGCUAGUACAGUACAGGCAGUCCUCUUGCUAACAUGUUCUCUAUUUCUGUGUGUUUGCAGGUGUUUGUGAAGGAAGGCACUCUAAUGAAAGUUUCGAGGAAAAGUAGACAGCCCAGACACCUGUUUCUGGUAACUAUUACCUGUCUACUAACUACUAUCCUCUUCUUGUGCCAUUCAAACUUUCACUAUCUAAUAUUUCAGUAUCACACAUGGUGGUUAUUCUGAUCAUGGAAGGGUGGGGUCUCAUCCAAGUUCUCUGGAUACUGUUGUGGCUGGUAGAGGCAAUCAGAUGUAGAUGGAAACAGGACGAGGAAGAGAGUCAAAGGGAGGAGGCAGAGGGAGGCAGAAUGUAGAGGCAGGCAGAGGAAGGAGGACAAGGCCACAGGGCCACACCUAGGGUUGCAAAAUUCCAGGAACUUUAAAUAAAUUCCCUGGUUUUCCCAAAAUAACAGUUGGAGGAUUCCGGAUUUACUGCUUAUUCCCUCCUGAGAAAACCAGGGAAUGUAUUAAAAGUUCAGAGAAAUGUACAACCCUACCCCCACCAUACACAGCCAGGUGCCUCCCUCUCUCAGGGCUUGUUUUCGAGGGCCCUGCUUCCUCACAGGAUGUUUGGUGUGGGUCACUGGAUGCUGGCUUCCUGUGCAGUGAGGGUACUGACAUGGCUGCAAAGGCCAGACACUCUGUAGACUGGGGGAGGGACAUAAAAACAAAGUCUUAAGGAAGUAGAUGGUAGAAAGAAGAAAAGGGUAUCAUAUAUUAUUGUGACAUUUACUAGUAUGUACUUUGUAUUGAAGUAAAACAACGUGUGUUCAUUUUAGAAUCUGCAUUAUAUGAACACAACCCAGCUAGCACAUUUCGUUCCUUGGAAGUUGUGGGAAUGUAUGUUUUUGGUUUCACAUGGGUUGUGGGAACGACGCCAUAUGUUUCUUGGAACAUUCUGAAAAUAUGAAUUUAAAUAGAACCAUAAGGAAACCUGUAGGAAACUUGUGUUGAAAUUCCCACAGAAGAACAUUGUUUCUUAACGUUCUCUGAACUAUUGAGAACAUUCCCAAUGUGAAACCAGUUGGAGAAUGUUCCUAGAACAUUACCAACAUUUUCAUUAAAUGUAACCAUGUUUGAAAUUUUAGGAAACGUUCUGUUAAAGUAAUGAAAUACCAAGGAAAAUAACAUUAUUUUGUCAAGUUCCUUAAAUGUGCUGAGAAUGUUCUAAAGCCAAGCAACUAUCCUGCACCAUUCCCAGAAAGUUGUGGGAAGGUUGUAUGCAAAAUAACCAUAGGACAAACACGCUCUCACCAAGCUAUAAGAAACAUGGUUCUCAGAACGUUAUGUGCUAGCUGGGAACACUCUCUUUGAGGAGCCAUUCUCUUUCUCUGCUUCCUUUUCCAACCAGUGUCUUAUCGUCUUCAUGUCUCUCUCUCCCUGUGUCUCUCAACUGGGUUGUAUAUGAGUGAUGGUUGAGAGACUGAUGUGUGUGAGUAACUGGGUAGCUCCUCUGGAGUAGAUGGCUGGAGAGGGGCAGCAGGUAUAAUGUAUGGCCUUUAAGGAAAAUGAGUCCAAACAGAGAUGAUGAAAGCCAUCACUCACUUAGUGACACUGAGGAGCAGCGCUCAACAACCGUCAAAGCACUGUCAUGCUAACCAGAGGAAAGUCUUAGAGAGGAGAGAGCCGUGAGUGAAGGGAUUAGGGGAGGAUGGAGAAAAGAGAGGGACUGUCACAGGAGGGAAGAAACAGGUUAAGUACUUGAAGCAGAAGAGAGGAAGAGAAACGUGUUGGGAAAUUGAAUGUGCAGUAGUUGGGCAUCUAAUGCAUGGUUAAAAUGGACUUUCUAGGUUGUACUUGGUACACAUCUCUUAGUCUGUAAUGUGUGCUGCUGAGAGUGAGUGUGUGAGCCUGUGGCAGGGUGGGGUGGGCCUGCAGUGUGAACACCACUAAAUCAAAUCAAAUCAAAUUUGAUUGGUCACAUACAUAUAUUUAGCAGAUGUUAUUGCGGUUGUAGCGAAAUGCUUGUGUUCCUAGCUCCAACAGUGCAGUAGUAUCUAACAAUUCACAACAAUACACACAAAUCUAAAAGUAAAAGAAUGGAAUUAAGAAAUACAUCAUUAGGACGAGCAAUGUCGGAGUGGCAUUGACUAGAAUACAGUAGAUUACAGGAUAUACAUAUGAAAUUAGUAAAACAGUAUGUAAACAUUAUUAAAGUGACUGGUGUUCCAUUAUUGAAGUGGCCAGUGAUUAUAUGUCUAUGUACAUAGGGCAGCAGCCUCUAAGUGCAGGAUUGAGUAACCGGGUGGUAGCCGGUUUAACAGUCUGAAGCUGUUUUUCAGUCUCUCGGUCCCAGCUUUGAUGCACCUGUACUGACCUCGCCUUCUGGAUGAUAGCGGGGUGAACAGGCCGUGACUCGGGUGGUUGAUGUCCUUGAUGAUCUUUUUGGCCUUCCUGUAACAUCGGGUGCUGUAGGUGUCCUGGAGGGCAGGCAGUGUGUCCCCGGUGAUGCAUUGGGCAGACCGCACCACCCUCUGGAGAGCCAUGCGGUUGCGGGUGGUGCAGUUGCCAUACCAGGCGGUGAUACAGCCCGACAGGAUGCUCUCAAUUGUGCAUUUGUAAAAGUUUGUGAGGGUCUUAGGGGCCAAGCCAAAUUUCUUCAGCCUCUUGAGGCUGUUGCGCCUUCUUCACUACACUGUCUGUGUGGGUGGACCAUUUCAGAUUGUCAUUGAUGUGUUAGACGAGGAACUUAAAGAUUUUCAUCUUCUCCACUGAGGUCCCGUCGAUGUAGAUGGGGGCGAGCUCCCUCUGCUGUCUCCUGAAGUCCACGAUCAGCUCCUUCUUUUUGUUGAUGUUGAGGGAGAGGUUAUUUUCCUGGCACCACUCCGCCAGGGCCCUCACCUCCUCCCUGUAGGCUGUCUCGUUACAGUCAGGACUGGAAGGGUCACAUGCUGUUUUGUCCCUGUUGAGCUUGUUUUGUUGUUGUGGUGGUGGCUGGUUCCAGGGCCUCCACCCAGACCAGGCAGUUUCUCAGAGCAGCUGGGAGCUGGAAGGGACCAAUGGAGAAUUCCUGGAUGCUGCCUUAUGGGCCACGGAUGUUUAGAGCACACAUGAUGUGUGACCAAUGAUGUCACUGCUUUUGUCCCACUCUAAAUAAGGCCCUCCAACACAAUAGGCUGAAGUAUGUUCUGAGGAUUACAAUACAUUGGGUGUGAUAAGCAGAUAAACUAUCAUAUAGCCUUUGUUGUGUGUUACAUGGGAAUGGCUGGUUUGAGGCGUUAACGUUUGAGUGUGUGAAUAAUAUGAAAGGAAAUCAAAAUAUUUUUUGGGCGAUCCAGGAGGUUCCACAUUAAUUGCUAUAAAGUCCUCCUCCAGUCUCCUUUUCACCUCAUUUAACACCUGAUUUUCUUAACAAAAGGCACAUCUCAAUAGGUGGUCCAGGUAUCCUCAUGACAUAGCACAAGUUCCUCAUUUGUUCUCUAUUACUCCUCUAUUGUUUGCAAUUGUGGCUAAAAAACACUAUUUUGCUCAAAACAUAUUUUGUUUACCCUUUAGUGUGUGUACUUUACUGUAUUUAUACUUGGGAUGUCACUUUUCAACAGGAAAAGUUCAAAAAUCAUUAGAGGACGUCUUUAAGUUUAUAGUGCCCCCUUGUGGCAGUUGUGUUAUUCUAAUGUGAAAUUCCCUUUGAAGGAGAUGAGGGCUAUGUUUCCAAUCUCUACCCUUCUCCAGAAGUGUGUUCUUGUUCACUCCCCCUCAUGCAUUUAAAAGCAUUAGAUUGGAUGCAAGCAUGGCUGGAGGGAGUAUUCCUCACACCAGUCCAUUCCUUUCAAAUCCAUUAAGGAAAUUAUACGAGCACACACUUCAGGAGAAGGGUAGAGAACCGGAAUGUAGCCAUACAUUUCAGGCUGGCAGUCAGGCUGUACAUUCACACAUACGGCUAUGAGAGUAACCAUACCCUUGUCCCUCUGUUUCUGUCUCCACCAGAUGAAUGAUGUGAUGUUGUACACCUAUCCUCAGCAGGAUGGUAAAUACAGGCUGAAGAACACUCUCUAUCUGUCUGGGAUGAAGGUGAGUCUCUCCCUCUCCCACUGAGAUGACCUUCCAUGACCUUCACCCCUCACCCCUGACCUAUGGCUUUGUCAACACGUCUGUCUGUCUGUCUGUCUGUCUGUCUGUCUGUCUGUCUGUCUGUCUGUCUGUCUGUCUGUCUGUCUGUCUGUCUGUCUGUCUGUCUGUCUGUCUGUCUGUCUGUCUGUCUGUCUGUCUGUCUGUCUGUCUGUCUGUCUGUGUGCUGACUGCUGUGCUGUGUGUCCUGUUCUCCCAGGUCAGUAUACCCGUCAUAGACAACAUGCUCAAUGCCCUGAGGAUCGAGGUAUCUGAUGUCAGCAUCACCUUGUCAGCCAGGUAAGUCAGAGCAGAGGACAUCUGUCUGGGGCUUUGUACCAGUCUUGUCCAUUGGUUACAUACAAUAUAUGUAUUUGAAUACAGUACAUAUACUGCAUGUGUAUGUACACAUGUAUAUGUCUAAUAAUGUGUACAGCCUUAACACAUCUGUUUCUGUAUCCCUAGCUCCUGUGGUGAGAGGGAGGACUGGUUCCACACGCUGAGUCGGGCCAUAGCAGACCAUGCUGCAGGCCUGUGUACCUUCGGUGGCCCCUGCAGUGAGGUAAUGAGUUAACCACUGAAUGACACUCAUGACAGGACAUACCAUUAAAGCUCACUUGUAUACAAUUUAACAUAUGACAUUUAUAAAAUGCAAAAUAGGAUGUUAACGUUGUUGUAACAUUGUUGUUGUUUAGUUGUAACAUUGUUGUAACGUUGUAACGUUGAUGUAUUGUUUUAUAAUGUUGUUGUAACGUUGUUGUGACGUCGUGUUCCCAUGCAGGCACGUGAGAAGCUGUGGAUGGCCCUGGGGGAGGCUGCUCCAGUGCUGGUGCCCGUGACUCAUGUGAUGAUGUGUAUGAGCUGUACCUCCGACUUCAGCCUAACCCUGAGACGCCACCACUGCAACGCCUGUGGGAAGGUGAGACACACACACAGGCCUUACUGUAGGAGUCCGUCAAUCAUACUGCUGUCAUAGGAGCCUCUCACUCAUACUGACCCCAGCCCAACCCACUGUUUUACAUUAUCCUGGCAGAAAAAAAGAAGAGUAGCCCUUUUAGUAUCUUGACUACUUGAUCUCCAAUACUCCUUAAAUCAGAGGUCCUCUCGCUCCACCUUCACACCUGUUCUCUCUCUCUCCACACCCAGGUGGUGUGUCGUGCCUGCUCCAGGAACAGGUAUCCUCUGAAAUACCUCAAAGACAGGAUGGCCAAAGUGUGUGACCACUGCUACGCUGAGCUCAGGAAGAGAGGUGGCAGUAUCUCAGGGGCGUGUGGCAACUCCAGCCCCUGCCCCCAGCGGGCCAGCCGGCCCCUCUCAGCUGUUUUCCAGAGCUUCCAGCCCCCAAGCCUGUGGAGGAGCAGGAAGAGCACCUCUUCACUCAACCAGGUCCGCAAUAUUCAUCACCUUUGACCUUUAUCAGUGUAGUUUUGUAGUUCUGCUCUGAUGCAGGAUUCUAUGGUAUGCCCUGCUAACUCCCUGAUGUUGACCUCUGACCUAUGUUGCAGGUAGAGUUGGGGGCUGAGGGCUCGGCUGUGAGUGGCAGCCUGCAGCGCCGUAAGAAGAGCAAGAGGAAGUGGAAGAGGCUGUGGUUUCUCCUCAAAGACAAGGUGCUCUACACCUUCACAGCACGUGAGGUGAGGGGGCACAGAGUCUCCCACACCAGCCCCAAACACACACACACACACACACACACACACACACACACACACACACAUACGUACACACACGUGAGCACGCACCCUCAAUAUACUCACAAUAUGCCCCUACUGUACUCGACUCUUUUAAAAGCUUCUACAUAGUCUCUCCUGAUCUGAAGAAAUUAUGUGCUCUCUCUCUCUCUCUCUCUCUCUCUCUCUCUCUCUCUCUCUCUCUCUCUCUCUCUCUCUCUCUUUGUACUGUUUUAUUGUGUUUUUUUUAGCUUUGUAGCUAGCUACCAUUUAGAAUACGCAGUAUCAUUAACUUAAAUCAUAAAUACAAGUGUGUGUUAGGUUCCUUGCUUCUCAAAAUUCUGUAGAAACAUCAUUGGUAUAUACAGCUGAGUAUGUGACUUGUCCCUUAUACAUUUUCUUACCUCACUCUCUUCUGUCUAUCUCUCUCUCUCUCUCUCUGUCUCUCAACACAGGACAAGAUGGCAUCUGAGAGUCUGCCCCUGCAGGGUUUCACAGUGAAGCUGACAGAGAGGCCGGAGGGAGAGGAGAGCUCCAACGUGUUUCAGCUCUACCACAACAAGACACUAUACUACACCUUUAGAGCAGACGAUCAGCAUACUGCCCGCAGGUCAGGCUACACACACACACACACAGACAGACACACACACACACACACGCACACACAUCUACAGUGUUCAUGUUAUUCACUUUUGUUUUGCAGGUGGGUCAAUGCCAUGGAGGAGGCCACAGUGUUAUAA
Messenger RNA from Coregonus sp. 'balchen', 9224 nucleotides. The record is from the annotation of a GenBank genome assembly. NCBI's taxonomy places the organism in Eukaryota, Metazoa, Chordata, Actinopteri, Salmoniformes, Salmonidae.